AUGAGUAGCACUACAACAAAUACAACAACAGCAACACCAGCAAUUCAAGUGAAUGGUAAUCAAUCAUCAUCACCACAAUCACCAUCAUCAUCAACAUCAACUUUAUCACCACCAAUGUCACCAUCACUUUUAACUCGUUAUAGAGAGCAAAAAGCAGUCAAUAAACAAAUUGAAAAACAAUUAAAAGAAGAGAAAAAGAUAAUGGAUAGUGAAUUAAAAUUAUUAUUACUUGGUACUGGUGAUUCUGGUAAAUCAACAGUCGUUAAACAAAUGAAAAUCUUACAUCUUGAAGGUUACUCUCAAGAGGAAAGAAUUAAUCAAAGACAAUUUGUUUAUAGAAAUAUCAUUGAAAUUGCUUAUUCAAUCAUUCGUGGUUGUGGUGUUUUAAAUUUAACAAUUCCAUCACAAUUUGAUUCAAUUUGUUCAUCUAUUGAAGAAAUUUAUGAAACUAAAAAUUAUACAAAUUUAGAUAAAAAUGUAUUAAAAGGAGUUGCAGAACUUUCUAAAAAUGAAUCAUUCAUUAAUGCUGCUAAUAAUAGUGGUUCAAAUUUCCAAUUACAUUCAUCUUCACAAUACUUUUUAGAUGACAUUGCAAGAUUUUCAGAGGAAGAUUAUAUACCAACAGAUCAAGAUAUUUUAUAUACUAGAGUUGCAUCAACAUCUGUUAGCGAAACUAGAUUUUCAGUUAGGGGUAUUAAAUUUAGAAUGAUUGAUGUAGCAGGUCAAAGAGGACAUAGAGAUAAAUGGAUUCAUCAUUUUAGUGAAGUUACAGCAAUAUUAUUUGUAAUUUCAUUAUGUGAAUAUGAUCAAGUUUUGGAAGAAGAUGGUAAAACUAAUCGUAUGAUUGAAUCAAUUAAAGUAUUUGGUGAUAUAAUUAAUCAACGUUGGUUCAAAGAUAUUCCAAUCAUUCUUUUCUUAAAUAAACGUGAUUUAUUCGCAGAGAAAAUUAAAAAGACUGGUAUUUCAAUUUGUUUCCCUGAUUACACUGGUCCAUCCGAUGAUUACGAACAAUCUUUGGUCUUUUUGAAAAAGAAAAUUUUAUCUGCAAAUAAAACUUCAAAAGCAGUUUAUACAAAUGUUACAACCGCAACUGAUACAACUAAUAUUGGUCAUGUUUUUGAAGCUGUAAAAGAUAUUCUUACUCGUCAAACUAUGGAGGAAGGAGGUAUCUAA
This is a messenger RNA of Dictyostelium discoideum AX4, 1173 nucleotides long. RefSeq names its product G-protein subunit alpha 7 (gene gpaG). The record is from RefSeq and is a predicted model, not a curated record. NCBI's taxonomy places the organism in Eukaryota, Evosea, Eumycetozoa, Dictyosteliales, Dictyosteliaceae. Gene Ontology annotation, molecular function: guanyl nucleotide binding; GTPase activity; G-protein beta/gamma-subunit complex binding. The transcript has 4 exons. Bases 1 to 1173 code for a protein of 390 amino acids. Gene Ontology annotation, biological process: G protein-coupled receptor signaling pathway; signal transduction; signaling.